GAAAAGUUCCAGAAGCUUAGUGAUGAACUUCUCAAACUAGACCUUAAUUCGUCAAAAAUUUUGAACGGUGUUAUACUGCUGAUCUUCGACAAAGCUUUAGAUGAACCGAAGUACUCGUCUAUGUACGCACAGCUGUGCAAGCGGAUCGAAAAAGAGUUAGAGACCGACAUUGACAAAACCAAAUCGAGCACCUUUCUGACGAUUUUGCUGAACGUGUGUCGCGAUAAGUUCGAAAAUCGAGUGCAGUACAGUGAGAAGAUCAUCAACUCGGAAAGCACCCUCACCGAUGAUCUGGAGGAGAAGAAGAAUGUCGCUAAACAGAAAAUAUUGGGCAAUGUUAAAUUUAUUGGUGAGCUGUAUAAGCUGGACAUGCUGGGCGAACCCCACCUUCACUCGAUGCUCCGCUCGCUGUUUACCAACAAGUCCAGCUCGACGACGGAAAAGAACUGCGAAGACAUGGAAUGUUUGGCCCAGCUCAUUCGGACAUGCGGAAAGAAUUUGGAUACAGAGUUGGGAAAACAGCUGAUGGAUCAGUACUUUGAGCGGAUGGAAAAAAAUUCGCUGUCGUCGAAGUUUCCUCCCCGCAUCCGGUUCAUGUUGCGUGACUUAAUUGAACUGCGCAAAAACAACUGGACACCGCGGAAGGUAGCACUGGUCGAGGGGCCGGCACCGAUACAGGAGCUGAAUCAUGACGACGAUGUACUGCCGCAAUCGUUGAACCACAUGCGCAACCGGGACCGGGACUAUCGCAAUAACGAUCGCAGCGACCAGCGCGAUUGGAUCAGCAAGUUUUCGCUCAAUUUGCAGCACAUGACCGACGGCUUCAACUUGCUCACCAGUCCUUCCUCGUUACUACCGUCCAGCUACAAUCAUUCGUCGAAUGGCUACGGAAAUCGCGAUCAUCGCGAUAAUGGUGGCGGUGGAGGUGGUGGCAACUAUCGCAUCCACAACAAUCGCAACAACCAGAGCAACUACAACAGCAAUCGCUAUAAUAAGCAUAACAACAACCAUCACCAUCAGGGUGGUGGCGGCGGUGGCGGUGGUAAUGCUGGAGGUGGCGGCGGCGGCGGCGGUGGUGGUGGUGGCGGCGGCGGCGGCGGUGGUGGUGGCGGUGGCAGUGGAGGCCACAACUCACCCUAUGGAAACCAGAACAUGAUGAACAACAAGGAUCUAGCGCCACGGUUCAAGCGAAACCUUAUGACGCCACCCCAGAACCCGGUCGAAGAGCUGCAAAUGCGUCCCACGCCGAACAGUCUGUUGUUUAAGGCGAACAUGAACAUAAAGACGCACCUUCCCAUAUCGGCCUCGAUUGGUGGUGGUGGUGGUGGAAGCAGUGGCGGUGGUAAGGUGAACUUCAAUGGCCCGCCAUUAAACGAGUUUCCCUCGCCGUUGACCGCUCGAACAUUGCUGAGCGAACAGCGCAAUGCUGCCGGCCAAAACAAUAGCGGCGGCGCGAUGGCGGCGGCCGGUGCAGGUGGCAACCAUCAUUCGACCGCUGCCGGACCGAUGGCCGGUGGUCCGAAUGAGCAUAAUAGUGUCGGUGGCGGUGGUGGUGGCAACAUGGGCUCAUCUGCCUCGGCCCAAUCGGCUUUCGGAGCCAAUCAGAUGCAGAACCCUUCGCAAACCAUGAUGAAUUCCCAGAAUGAGCCAACACAACAACCACCAGCUGCAUCAACACCCGUCACAGCUGGUGGUGGCAAUGUGCAGAAGGACCAGCAGAUGGUCAACAAGCAGGCUUCCGCGGAGACAAAAACGGAGAAGAAAAACAAGAAGGAGAAGGGACCAGGCAAGGAUGAGUAUAUGAAGCGCGUGGCUGCAUUCGUGAAUGACGUGAUGUUGAACAACAUUAAACAGCAGCUUGAGGAAGAGAAACAACAGCAGCAAACUACAGAGUCGGACAAAAUAGAGGACGUGGCCGCUGACGCGACUGUGCCAGAAAGUGUGCAACUGCCUCCGCCGACAGUGAUGGAAGUAGUGGUUGAAGUCGUCGAUAACGAUGAACCGAAAGAGCUCACCACAGCGGUUCAGGAGGAAAGCGACAAGCUCGAAGAACCGGCGACAGACAGUGUCGCACUGAUAGACGCCGAGCCGGUGGAGAAGAAAAUCGAUGAAAAUGAGUCUCUUGAGCGCAUCGAAGAACCUUCGGCAGUGGAUGCCAACGACGAAGAAAAAAUGGACGUUGGCUCCGAAACGAAGAAAGUUGACAGCAACGAAGCAACUGUUGAGGAUAACCAACCCCCGGCGCAGCAGCAGUCGCAGGAGACAACAUCACCGGACGCCGCUGCUCCUGUUGAGGUCAAGGAGGAGCAGGAAUGUUCCGCACCGAACGCUCUCAUUCCCUCUUCUAUCGCUCCGGUCGUUCCGGUCGUUCCGGUCGCCCCGGUCGCUCCUGUCAUCGACAACUCGCCCCCAGCGCCAACUGUCACCGAGCACAACAAGCAAACCCUGAUGCAGCAACUGGUGCGCGCCUUUUGCGACCUGAAGAUCCCGGAGAAGUGUAUGCGCGAUGCGGUGAUUAAAAUAUUCAACGAGGUACUCGAUCGCCCCGAUGCGUACCGCGCCAAGGCAAUCGACUUUGUGCGCGAGCUCCGGGCGGAUUUGAAACUAUCGAACAACGUCGCACUAGAUUCCUUCCGGUCGCUGGUGAACAAUAUGAGCGAGAAGGAGAAAACAAUUCCGAAGAUAACCACGAUCGUCGCAUCGCUGCUGGCUCGGGCCGUGACCGUCAAUUUGUGCAAGCUCACGGACGUUUCGAGCUUCACUGAGAACGGGCAGCACUACCCACUGUUUCUGUUGGUAUUGCAGCAUCUGCACAAGCAGCUCGACCGCCCAGCUUUACAGGAGAUGUUCAGAAAGAGCAACGUGAACCUGAUGUCCAGCUUGCCGGAAAGCGACCGUACCAAGGAUCGCAUGGCUGAGAUCCUGGAAGAUCGCAAUCUUACCUUCCUGUACCCGUUGCUGCGCGUGCAAACGGAGCUGUGGAAACAGAUUCAAGCGGACGCUAACCCGCAGCAGUUCUACAAAUGGAUCAAAGAAAACGUGGAACCGUCGUGCUACACGGAUGCCGGUUUCAUUACCGCCGUAAUGACAGUUCUUUUGAAGUACAUCAGCCAGGAAUCCCUUAAAUUGUCGGACGACAAGAAGCGCGCGGAAAAGGAAAAGGAAAUCCUCACGAAAUACUGCCCAGUACUCAACGCCUUCUUGAACGGCAACUUCGAUCUGCAGCUAACCGCCAUCUACGCAAUCCAAGUGUAUUGGUAUGGCAUCGGCUUCCCCAAGGGCGUACUUUUGCGGUGGUUCCAGGAGUUGUACGAGCUGAGCGUAAUCGAGGAGGAUGCGUUCUUGCAGUACAAGGAAGACGUAAACGAUAUUUAUCCCGGCAAGGGCAAGGCACUAUUCCAAGUCAACCAGUGGCUCACAUGGCUGGCCGAAGCCGAGGAUGAAGACGACGAGGAGGAGGACUAGAUACGGGCGCGCCUGGCAGUGGUCACGUAUCGAUGAAACAUAAGUGAAACUCUGUAGUGAAGCUGGUAGCGACGACGAAUGGACCCCGGCAGUUCUUCGAUGAUGAUCCAGCGCGCUGCCAGUACGUUCUGACGACCCUUUAUGAUGAUGAAGAUGAUAUACCUUUGUGUUUUUUAGCAUGAAUAUGUAGGAGGAACAUGUCGUGAUGAUUUCCUCGUCAAAGAACUUGGUACUAGCGAAGGAUGAAAUUUUAUUUUAUUUUACUCAUUUUCGAUACCGAUUUAUUACGAAUUCGUAUGUUGUGUGUAACAUCAGUAAUCAAGCAAGAAGAAACAAGCGAUCAGGUGAAAAUUUCUCAAUCCGAUCGUAUACACGAGCAAAGGUAUUCGAUUUCAUUUUUGAUUAUGUAUUAUCUGAAUAUUUUGGCAGUAUAAUCGUAUUAUAACGAACAAAAAAAAAAACGAAAGCAAAAAAAAUACAGAUUCACCGGAAAACUGUUUUUGUUUACCUUAUAUGUUCCAA
This is a messenger RNA of Anopheles bellator, 3987 nucleotides long. It is a transcript of the gene NAT1, whose product is annotated as eukaryotic translation initiation factor 4 gamma 2. The transcript is spliced from 6 exons. The record is from RefSeq and is a predicted model, not a curated record. Gene Ontology annotation, molecular function: mRNA binding; protein binding; translation initiation factor activity. Lineage: Eukaryota; Metazoa; Arthropoda; Insecta; Diptera; Culicidae. Bases 121 to 3465 code for a protein of 1114 amino acids. Gene Ontology annotation, cellular component: eukaryotic translation initiation factor 4F complex.